Anoplophora glabripennis (Asian longhorned beetle) is the source of this 885-nucleotide messenger RNA. RefSeq names its product lipase 3-like. The transcript is spliced from 5 exons. The coding region runs from base 1 to 885 and encodes 294 amino acids. The record is from RefSeq and is a predicted model, not a curated record. NCBI's taxonomy places the organism in Eukaryota, Metazoa, Arthropoda, Insecta, Coleoptera, Cerambycidae. Gene Ontology annotation, biological process: lipid metabolic process.
AUGACAACUAAUUAUGGAAAAAAACUUGUUGAGUUGAUACACAAAGAAACAGGUGUUAUUGCCAAGUAUAUAGCAAAAUAUGGAUAUCCAGCUGAAACGCACAAAAUAGUAACUGAAGACGGAUACAUUUUGAAAACCCAUAGAAUACCACACGGAAAAGCUUCUAGUAAAACAAAUAACAAAGUAGUUUUAUUAGUCCACGGAAUCGCAGGGAGCGCUGAAAAUUUCAUUAUACUGGGACCAAAUGACGCGCUAGCAUUUCUUCUGGCCGAUAGAGGAUUUGACGUCUGGUUGUUCAAUGCCAGGGGAACUGUUCACUCUAGAAGACACGAAACUAGAAGUCCGAACUAUUUUCAAGCAUCUGGCUUUUGGAAUUUCAAUCUACACGAGAUUGGUGUAUACGAUCUUCCAGCUAAUAUCGAUUACAUUUUAGAAAGUACCAAUAAUACUUUCAUAUUUUAUGUAGGACACUCACAAGCGGGAGCCUCAUAUGUCAUUUUGACAUCGGAAAAACCAGAAUACAACCAGAAAAUCAGAGCUGCAGCAUUGCUUGCCCCCGCUGUGUUGAUGCAGUACACAGAAAGUUAUUUUAGGAGAUACGACUAUGAAAAGAGCACAAAUUUAAUAAAAUAUAACAACACAUUCCCACCAGAAUACAACAUAAACAAUUCUGUGGUGCCAGUGGCCCUCUUCAUGGCCAAUGGCGAUAAUCUCAUAUCCAUGAAGUCUAUAUAUGAACUGUCGAAGCUUCUUCCAAAUGUUGCGAUGAUCUAUGAAGUACCGCACGAAAAUUUUAAUCAUAUUGACUACUUAUUUGCCCACAAUGCUAAAGACUUGAUCUAUGAACCUGUGUAUGACUUUAUAAUGCAAUUUAUGGACAACUAA